This is a messenger RNA of Carya illinoinensis, 2793 nucleotides long. RefSeq lists its product as uncharacterized. The record is from RefSeq and is a predicted model, not a curated record. NCBI's taxonomy places the organism in Eukaryota, Viridiplantae, Streptophyta, Magnoliopsida, Fagales, Juglandaceae. The transcript has 2 exons. Bases 1 to 2793 code for a protein of 930 amino acids.
AUGGCGGCCCCUGAUGGCCCGCCGCCCAUGGCAGCCCCGGCCAGGUCCUUCGCCGAUCUCAUCUCUGCAGUGCCUCAACCACUACCGGAGAUGGAGGUCCCUUUCCAUCAGCCAAAAACCAUCGACGGUGAACUGGUUUUCACGUUUUCAGUGGAGGAGAUUGAGAAACUUGCACAGCCGUUUCUGUUUUCCAUUGUUCUGAAAUUCCUCCGGCAAAGGCCAUCUUUAGAUGCAGUUAGAGCCUUCAUCCGAAAUCGGUGGGGGUUGUCCAGCAUGCCUAUUGUUUCAGCGAUGCAGCGUCCACGCCAUGUCUUCGUUCGGAUGGCUAACGAGAUGGACUUCAAUAAGGCCCUGUCCAGAGAAUCUUGUGAGGUAAAUGGCAUCUUCUACCGGCCUUUUGCAUGGACACCAAAAUUUGAUGAAGACUAUGAACCACCGUGUGUACCGGUUUGGGUGUUCUUGCCUGGGCUUCCACCGAGUUUUUACCAGCCUUCAGUUUUAAAGAUGAUCACAGCUCCCAUUGGCAGGUUUAUUAGAUGUGAUAAUUCCACUACGUGUGCUACGCGUACAGAUGGUGCUCGGAUAUGUCUGGAAGUAGACUCUUCAAAGGCUCCGAUUAAUUACUUUUGGAUCGGUAAGCCUGGGGUCCCGAGAAGUAGACGGCAGGAGAUUAUUUUCAAGACGUUGCCGGCAUAUUGCUCCAGAUGUAAAUGUCAAGGACACAAUGCUCAAACUUGCUGCAAGGAUUCCGAUCAGAAGAAGCAGACGAAAGCCUCAAAGAAAUGGGUAAAAAUAGAUGUGAAGCCUUCGGAAGAUAGGGUGACCGAUCCUGUGAUUUCGUGCAAUGCCGAGAAAGAGAUGCAACAGGAAGUUUUGGUGCAUCAGGAAGUUGCUGCAGUGGUCGAGAGUCCCCUUACGUUGAAGGCUGACCUUGGUGGGAAGGAGGUCUUGGAUGAUGCAACUGGAAAUGGGAACGUUGAUAGCAUGGAGGUGCAGCGUACUCAGGUGCACCAGCAUGAAAAAGCCACGGUUUAUGUAGGGGAGCCGAGUUCCUAUAAGGAUCAAGAGUUGGAGCAUGGUGUGGGUUUGAUGAGGGAAACGUGUGUGGCGAAAGGUGCUGGUUCGGUUUUGGGUAUCACAGAUAAGGAAGGGAGGUCUAACGAUAUUCCUCUUUUUCAAGUCACGGAACUUAUGGAGGAUGGGUCCAGUUUGCAUGAUGAGAAUAUGUUACAGGAGAAAGAUGACGAGAAUGUGGAUAACUUGAUCUCUACCGGAUGCAAUGAUGAGGGCAAUAAAGAGUUGGCUGCUGAAACACAAUCGGAUCAUGAAGUUGAGAGAGUCUCUAUGAAAGAGGAUAUGCAAAAAGAUUAUUCCACGGACUCGGAAGACAUGACUAAAAAUGCAGUUGAGGAGAACGGGUUUGUUUUUAUUCUCACUAUCGUCUAUGCUAAGUGCAACCCUGUUGAAAGGAAGAAUCUUUGGGAAGAUCUGGUUGAGACGAGUAAUGGAAAUCUUCCGUGGAUUCUCUGCGGCGAUUUCAACAUCAUAAGAGAGGAUUCGGAACGACAGGGGGGACUCCCUCGACCUUUUAAUGCUAUGGGGGAUUUCAAUAUUUGCCUUCAAAACUGCGGGGUUAUGGAUAUGAGAUCACAAGGCGCGUUGAUGACCUGGUGUAAUGGCCAAAGCGGCUUGGCUCGUAGUUGGGCAAGGUUAGAUCGUUGCUUUCUUAAUUCUAAUUUUCUUAAUUGUUUUCCUAACGUCUUUUCUCAGGUUUUGUCUCGUUCUACCUCUGAUCACUCUCCUUUAGUGAUUCAAAUAGGUGAGGACCCGUUCAGGUAUGGGCCUAGCCCUUUUCGUUUCCAAUUUAUGUGGACUGACCAUGCAGAUUUCCUUAGUUUCGUGGAGGGGAAUUGGAAUCAAGAUGGGCUUGGUUCUGGUCUUUUUAAGUUAUCCUUUACGCUUAAAAGACUUAAGGUGGCACUUAGGGAUUGGAAUCAACGUGUUUUUGGGAGAACAGAUGUGAUUAUCAAAGAUAUUGAGCAGCGCAUUGAUCGCCUGGAUAAUAGCCUUCAGAACUCUUAUUCUAUUGAGGAUGAUAAUGAUCUCUUGGCUGCCAAUUUGGAACUCUUAACUUGGAAGGGUCGGGAAAACAUUCGUCUGUCUCAUAUGGCUAAGAAAAGAUGGUUGAUAGAUGGGGAUAAUAAUUCAAAAUUUUUCCAUGCUUAUUUGAAUGCUAAAAAUCAUAAGAGGGUUACUGAUAUGUUUCUUGCAGAUGGUACUCAUUUAAAUAACCCUCUUGAGAUUCAUAAGGCCGCUGUUGAGUAUUUUAAGCAGUUUUUGGGUGAGAAUAGCCAUUGUGAGUUUUCCAGUUUUCAGGAUUUGAUUUCCCCAGUGAUUACCGCGGAUGAGAAUUUGAUGCUUUGUAGUUCUCCUUCGAUGGAUGAAAUUAAGGAUGCUUUGUUCAGUAUUCCUAUUGACAGUAGCCUGGGUCCGGAUGGUUUUGGUUCCGGUUUCUUUAGGUCCUGCUGGGAGAUUGUUAAAGCAAAUCUUUUGGAGGCGGUUUCUGAGUUCUUUCAACAUCAGCUGCUCCCUGGAUAUUAUUCAGCGUCUUUUAUUGUUCUUAUCCCAAAGGUGGAAUCUCCUACAGGUUUUGACAAGUUUAGGCCUAUCAGCUUGUGCUCUGUGGUUUAUAAGAUCUGUGCGAAAAUUUUGGUGGGCCGCCUCACGAAUGUGCUUCCUAAGAUGAUCUCCCAAGAGCAAGGGGCCUUUAUUCCUGGUCGUAGCAUUUUUUAA